This is a messenger RNA of Aspergillus homomorphus CBS 101889, 1007 nucleotides long. RefSeq lists its product as uncharacterized. Bases 435 to 827 code for a protein of 130 amino acids. The transcript has 3 exons. Lineage: Eukaryota; Fungi; Ascomycota; Eurotiomycetes; Eurotiales; Aspergillaceae. The record is from RefSeq and is a predicted model, not a curated record.
AUCUGCUCAUGCGCAAUGCGAGAAUGCUAAAGACGAUCAAGUUUGUUCUCAUUUUUCAACUCAGGUGGAUUCUACCUACCCACUAUCACGGUCGGUAUUGUAGCUGAAAGAGUUCCUGACCGAACACACUAAGCAGCGCCGUGGGCAGGUUAACAGCUACCCCAAAGAUUCUUCCAUGGCAAUCACUCCUCCGACAAUCUCAUCUGCGACCGCGAGAAUGCCCCAAGCCAGGCGUGAUAGCCUUAGCCAGGCUGUUCCUUCCACCUCUUACUCAGUUCGCGUGUAGGAUGUUUUCCACGCCUUCCAUUCGCGACCUACUCUGUGUGCAGCCGCUCUUUCCUUUAUAGACUGCAGCCGUAGCUCCCGUGGUCCAUUGUAGGACAAACAUCAUCUCUCAAUCUGUCACCCUUCGAUAUCACACGAACUUUGACAAAAUGUCUUCAAACGCCAUCGCUUCAUCCCUCCCCGCCGCCGCCGUCUCCGAUGCCGUCUCCGCCGCCUUCGGGGUCCUCGACAUCUCGCCAUCGGCCAUGACUGGCGCCUUCAUCCUUGCCUGCGUCGUUGGAUUCUGGGUCUGGAUCAUUGUGGUUUCCAUUCUAUGCCUCCGCCACUCGUGUGUAUAUCGUGCUAAGGAGGAUGCUUAUUUGAAUCUGAUGUAUGUGAAUUCUGAAGCCACCCACCGGCGUUUUACAUACGGCCCUAUACUCCCACCAGCAGUGCAGACGCCUGGAUGGCCCGACAAGGGCCCGACCCCAAGCCUUCCAAUGCGGUCGCCCCUCUCACCCCGGUCCGCUCGCUUUCCCCGGUACACCCUGUGGACUGGGUGACCCCAGGCUCCCAGUCCUCGGACGGGAGCCCAUGAAUCACCUUUCUGUCUCUGUUUCGGUCUCAGUCUUUCUGCGGUGAGUGUGUGGGUGUGUGUGGUUGUGUGUUUGGGUGGGGGGCAAAGGGCGGAAGAUGAUUCCGGGUUACCUGAUGACAGAUUAGCUACGAGCUUGCCAUUGCCC